This is a messenger RNA of Hydractinia symbiolongicarpus, 1568 nucleotides long. Its product is annotated as feline leukemia virus subgroup C receptor-related protein 2-like. The record is from RefSeq and is a predicted model, not a curated record. The coding region runs from base 44 to 1426 and encodes 460 amino acids. Lineage: Eukaryota; Metazoa; Cnidaria; Hydrozoa; Anthoathecata; Hydractiniidae. Gene Ontology annotation, molecular function: heme transmembrane transporter activity; heme binding. The transcript has a single exon. Gene Ontology annotation, biological process: transmembrane transport; heme export. Gene Ontology annotation, cellular component: membrane.
CUACUUUUUUAUAUAUAUUUUUAGCUUAGUACAAGAACCAAGCAUGUCAGACACAGACUACCUGAUAUCGUCUUCAGUCAAUAAUCACAGCACACCAGUGAGUGUGGUAAGAUUGUUCAAAAGAAGAUGGCUCAUGUUGUUCAUUUACUCUGUUAAUUCUCUUGCUAACGCAUGCAUGUUUUCUGCUUUGAGUGCUAUCAAUGAUGUUGCAAGCAAAUAUUGGGGUGUGAAACCAGAAGUUAUUGAUUGGCUUCCCAACUGUUUUCUCCUGAUUUAUAUUUUCAUUGCCUUGCCGUCAGCAUAUUUUAUGUCAUCGUUUGGUCUAAGAGUUUCUAUGAUGCUUGGAUCUGGAUUAAAUGCUUUAUCUGCAUGCUUUCAUUUUGCUGGCUAUCAAUCAAAUGGCUUUGCUUUUAUAGUGGUUGGCCAAAUUUUAGCUGCAUUAUCAGUAGGAGCUAUAUUGCAAAUUCCAUCUAGACUGUCCACAGUUUGGUUUGCUGAGCAUGAACAUGCAAAGGCCACUAGUAUUGGCAUUUUUAUGAAUAUUUUUGGUGUUGCACUUGGCUUUCUUCAACCUUCACAGAUGGUUCCAGACUCUGAAAAUAAAGAUGAUGUAAAAAGUGGGAUGUUUCAACUGUUUUUGUCACAAUUAGUUUUUUUGAUAGUAAGCUUUAUUUUGGUGAUAGUGUUUUUUGAAGAAAAACCUCCAUGUGCUCCUUCUCAUGCUGUUGCUUUAAUGCAAGAAAAGGAUGCAAAGAAGGAGAUGUCUUUUAUGGAAAGUCUCAAGAUUCUUGCAUCAGACAAAAACUUUAAUCUUUUAACACAUGGCUAUGGACUAUACUUUGGCAUGUAUUCUUUCUUUUGUGUUGUUUUAAAUGAGAUGGUUAGAUCAAAGGUUCCUGAAAUGGCAAUUGGAUGGAUGGGAUUUUCCUCUGAUUGUGCUGGUAUAGUUGGGGUUAUGAUCUCCGCAGUCAUUAUUGAUAAGUUCAGGUGUUAUAAGCUGUUAUCAGUCAUUUUAGUAUUUUUUGCAUUGAUCUCGUGGAUCGUUUUUACCUUUUUGAUUUUGAAUUCAAACUCCGAAUUUGGGCUGUUUGUGGCAUAUUGCUUUGUUGGUUUCUUUGGAAUACCGUAUUUUUCAGUUGGUAUAGAGCAAGUUGCUGAAAUGACUUAUCCAGUUCCCGAGGGUACUUCAAGCGCUAUUAUAUUGAUUUUUGGCAAUAUCUAUGGUUUUUUGUUCAUUUUAUUUUUUGGCGCAUGGGUAGAUAAAGGUAAACUGCCAAUUGUUUGUUAUAUAACGAUUGGUGUUUAUUGUGUUGCAUUCUUCUUUACAGUCGUAACGAAAAUGAGGUUGCAGAGACAUGAUGCAGAAACAAGACAUGCUCACCUUGCAGGUACAGAAGACAAUGAUAAUUUGGAACAUCUUGCAUAAUGUAUUUUUUAUUUCAAAUGUCCUAGUAAUGCUUUUUGCUUUGCAGAUUUUGCCUUCUUUUUAUGUAAAUUUAUAUAGUUGUACUUAUAUCAUUGGUAUCAACAGUACAGCAAAGAUUCUAUUUGGAAGAAUCAGGAGAUCA